This is a messenger RNA of Striga asiatica, 1367 nucleotides long. NCBI's taxonomy places the organism in Eukaryota, Viridiplantae, Streptophyta, Magnoliopsida, Lamiales, Orobanchaceae. The record is from the annotation of a GenBank genome assembly.
AUGCGUGAGAGCUCGAGGAUGGGUACUCUUCAACACAACACAUUAUUGCCACUAUGCGUGAAAAAAGGCGAGCUCGAUUUUUACUUCUCCCACGAAUUUACACACUCCAAACACGCGCAAAAAGCAUCCGAGAUGAUGGGAAGAUGCUUCGCCUCGGCCCCGUCUCCAAACGCGAGCGAAUUGAAUAAGUGUCAGGCUGUCACCGGCUUGCAGCACGUCGCUGAAGGCAUGGCUGUUGGAUCAGUUUGGGGUCUUACACGAUGGGAAACAGCCAUAUCCGGGUGCCAUCACCACAUGUAUGUUUUCAACUAUUACCUUUCGCAUUUUAUGGAGAAGUUGGCGAAUUCUGGUGCAAAGAUGGUAGUCAUAAGUAACUCCUCAAGGCGUGCAUCAACAACCAUUGAAAAGUUGAGUAGCCUUGGGUUUAAUCCCUCUCUCUUUCUGGGAGCUAUAACCAGUGGGGAGUUAACACACCAGUACCUACUGAGGGCUUUUAAAGCCCAUGGCGAGACGAACAAAAUGAGUUUCAUUGAACAUGUUCUGGACAGGAGAGAUGAUCCAUGGUUUGCUGGUCUUGGGAGCUCUUGCAUUCACAUGACCUGGAAUGAUCGAGGUGCUAUAUCUCUUGAGGGCUUAGGGCUCCAGGUUGUGAAUAAUGUCGAAGAAGCUGAGUUUGUUUUGGCUCAUGGAACUGAAGCUUUGGGGCUUUCAUCUGGACAUGCACUCCAAAAGACACUCGACGAACUUAACGAAAUUUUGGGGCAAUGUGCUGCUAAAAAGAUUCCCAUGGUCGUUGCAAAUCCGGAUUUUGUUACUGUUGAGGCUAGAGCUCUACGUGUGAUGCCUGGAACAUUGGCAGCAACAUAUGAGAAGCUAGGUGGAGAAGUGAAGUGGAUGGGCAAACCGGGCGAGAUUAUAUAUAAUUCGGCCAUGGAAAUGGCUGGCGUGGAAGCCGCCGAUUGCAUUGCUGUUGGCGAUUCACUCCACCACGACAUUAAAGGAGCAAACAUUGCUGGUAUAGCUUCGGCCUUCAUCACCGGUGGGGUCCACGCAACUGAACUUGGACUGAGUACAUUCGGACAAACUGCAGAUGAUUCUUCUCUUCAUUCUCUCGUCAAAAAAUACGAUGCUUAUCCGACAUAUGUUCUUCCUUCAUUCACAUGGUAGCAUUUUAUCAAGAUUCUGGUAAGGACUCCAUUCAUAUGGGGAGCGUUUUUUGUUUUUCGACUUGGAACACGAAUGGCAGUAGCUGAAUCAUACAAUGGACAUUAAUUGCUGCUUUUACAGUUGAAAAAAAAAAUGCACUUUUUCAUGCUUUUUUUUAUUAUAAACUGGCCCAGCCCUCCCUGGCCACCUACAGGCUACAC